AUGGGAGAUGCAGAAAGAUGUGCUCUUGCGGGUAACAGUCUAGAUCAUACGCAGGAUCCCUGCGUCGACGGCGAAGUGGGAUUGGCGAACAGGCUCGUAGAAUAUAGGACAGGUUUAGGGUGUAAGAUGCACACGUCUUGCGUGGUUUUUUCUGUCUUCGUGUUUCGUGUACAGCAAGUGUCGGUUGAUGCGCGAAAACAUGCGCCGUCCGCGGCUCGUUCGUGGGGGAGGCUAGGCAAUUUGCAAAGUGACUCAAUGAGGGGUACAAUAGGCUACACGUGUGGCCCACUGGCUAGUUUCCUCCCACCGAAUGAGGUUGUGAAUGUAUACGCGUCAAUGACUACAGUCCCCGCUGUCGUGCCGAUAUGCGGCCUCGGAAUGUUUUUUCUGUCGCAAGAUGACGUCCAACCAUUGCCCCGCGUUGUGCUGCGGCUGGAUGAGUGCGACAAAGGCGGUGUCGGCUGGCACAAACUUUACUUUGGGUAUUGUCGACGUAUCCUCUUCGCAUGCACCACGGAUCUACCAUGA
Bipolaris oryzae ATCC 44560 is the source of this 528-nucleotide messenger RNA. RefSeq lists its product as uncharacterized. NCBI's taxonomy places the organism in Eukaryota, Fungi, Ascomycota, Dothideomycetes, Pleosporales, Pleosporaceae. The transcript has 2 exons. Bases 1 to 528 code for a protein of 175 amino acids. The record is from RefSeq and is a predicted model, not a curated record.